Molecule: messenger RNA, 5022 nt
Organism: Ylistrum balloti
Lineage: Eukaryota; Metazoa; Mollusca; Bivalvia; Pectinida; Pectinidae
Product: protein SFI1 homolog
Exons: 29
Coding region: 63-4247 (1394 amino acids)
Molecular function (GO): phosphatase binding
Source: RefSeq, a predicted model, not a curated record
UGUGUUGUUAUCAAACGGUAACAUGAUGCUCAAAUACAGCAAUCAUACCAAGGAUAGAGGCAAUGGAUAAAAAGAACAUAGACCGAGCCGGAGGGUGCAAAGGGAGUUUUGUGUUGCAGUCCGCAAAUAAGAAAAUGAUUGUUGAAAAAAACGACCGACUCGGACCAACUGGCAGGUCUCCGACUCCGGGUACCGCACCAAAACAUUCAGUGUUAAAAGAACUAAAUGCAGAGUUAUCCAUACGUGCUGGACGUAUGAGACUUCUUGCUCGAGCAGAAGAGGGGCUAGUACAAGCAUCCGAAAGUUUUAACCCAAACUCCACGAAAACUAUCCUUCCAAAAACCGGAAUUACUGCAGACGAUAAAAGAGGUGAUGUCUGGCCAAGUGAAAAUAAAACAAAGGAUAGCCCACCAAAACAAUCUUCCAAAAUACCUGUAUCUGGUGCUAGACAACGUAGACGGGAUAAAAUGUCAAACUUUGCAAAACCAGCAGCUGCUGUGAGGUCAAAGGUCAAGUCCUAUCGACCAGGCUACACCUGGGAUAGAGGUGGGAGAUUAAAAGAAAUCAGGAUAAGAUGCUUAGCUAGAAAAUUUUCAUCUAUUUGGAAGAAGAACACCUUUGGAAGAAUCAUGCCAUCAGUUGCAAGAGCACACUAUCAUAGAAAGCUGAUACUGGCAGCCUUUAAGGACUGGUACGACAUGUGGUGGGUUGUCCGUAAGGAGUGGCGUCUUCUUGUCCGGGCUGAAUGCCAUUAUAGAUACACAUUAUACUCAAGAACUGUUCAGGCAUGGAAACGCUUUGUCAUCUUGCAGAAAGUCAAAUCAGGUCGACUAGCAAUGUCUCACAGACACUAUACAGAGAAACUAAGCCAUAAAGUCCUGUUAGCCUGGAUACGGUUUACAGCACAGCGGAGAGAGGAGAGAAGAAGAACCAGAACUGCUGUCAACUAUCACAACACUCGUUGUUUAGGACAGGCCUGGCUUCAAUGGAAGAAUCAGCUCUUACUUGUACAGGAAAGAGCUGACAUGGAAACUACAGCACUGCAAUUCUGGGCUUAUCGCCUCCAAGCACAGUUUUGGCAGAUCUGGCGAAGAAAGUUAGAAGCACUACAGGAAAGAGAGGCAAAAUUUAAUCUAGCUGUGAGAUUUCACAGAUACACCCUGAAAAAGAAAUUACUCAUGGGUUGGGUGAAGUACUGGCUUAGCAGGAAAGAGACAGGGAAAGAAAAAGGGUAUGCUGUUUUGCUGUACCAGCGACAUCUGAAACGCUGGAUGUUCAAUAUGUGGGUUCGACGCUACAAUAUGAGCCAGUCAAUCAAGGCACACCAAGAGUAUAUGGUUAUACUUGGACAACAGUUUCAGGUCCGCAGGGCAUUUGUACGCUGGAAAUCAUAUGUUGAUGGGAUUCACAGAGAAAGACAUGCUCACCAGAUGGCAGCACAGCAUUAUAUUCAGAGAUUACUGAAUUUUGGUCUCUCCUCUCUUAAACUGAAUGUUAUCCAACAGAGGGUGAAGCGGACCAGAAAUGAAGUGGCUCUUCAGCAGCGAGAUAAAAUGCUACUCAAAACACAUUGGGAAAGGUGGAUGACUCAGUGUGAGAACAAUGAAGAACUAGAACUAAUUCCUCUAACUAGGAAAGCUAUCUACCACUACAGACAAGUGUUGCUGUCUAAAGUCUGGCAGGGCCUGGAGAUGUAUGUACACUGGAGGCUCCACAGGAAGGCCCAGUAUGCACAAGCAGAUGCACACUUCUACUGUCAAGUCAUCCCUAAAUGUUUAAACAGGAUGGUGCUCUUUGUGAAAAUAGUGAAACUCCAGAGAGAGAACCGACAAUAUGCAGUAGAAUUUCGCAGAGAAAAUCUUCAGGCGCGAUUUUUCUACCAGUGGCACAAGUCGUAUCUCCAGAGUUCUGACAACAGAAUGAACCAAAGAAUGGCUAUUCUGCAUUACGAUGAAUGUGUCAAGAAACGCUUCCUGGCUUGUUGGAGAGUGAAACUGGUUGAAGCUCAACAAGAAAAUGAAAAACUGGAAUUUGCCUAUGAUCAUUACAGUACCAACUUGAGAGAGAAAUGUUUCAGGGGAUGGAGAGCACACAUCAACGACUGCAAACACAUCAAGAACAAUGAAAUACAUGCUGCCAAACACCAUUAUAUCAAACUUGUGUCCAAAGUUUUUUCAGCCAUUAGAAAGUAUGCAGUAUACCAGAGAGAGAAGUAUAGGAAAACAUGUCUCGCCGAAGACUUCAGAAAAAAACAAGUUUGUCAAAAAGUCAUGGCUUCAUGGAAAGGCAUGGUCGCUCAGGGGAGACAAUUCAGAUACAAAGCUGAUCAAAUGUACCAGGAAAAAUCUACAUCACUUCUCAGAAAUGCACUGAAGACUUGGCAUGAGAAUGUUGAGACUCAAAUUCUAGAUAAGAUUAUAAACCAGACUGCAGAUUUACACCGCAACAGACGACUUCUGGGAAAGGUGCUGACUACUUGGCAUAGAUAUGCUGCAAUACAUGCUUACAAGAAGUCGGAGACCAGACAUUGGGUGGAGGCAACACAGGAGGUGCUGAAUAGGAAUAAACUUCAGCGAUACUUUGGCCAAUGGCGACUUGCCAGGGAGAGGUCACUUCUUUACCAGCUACGACAGGCCCAAGCUGAACAACAUCACAAACGUUACAUACUACAGCAGAUGUUUAAAGCCUGGGAAACAUUCACAGAGCAGUCUCGCUCGAAAAAGUUGCUGAUGAAGCAGUGUACAUGGUUCAACAACAAGCGACUGAUGAUCUGCUUCUUUGCUAAAUGGAAGUCCCAGUAUUACCUGGCUGAGGAGGAACACAGGAAGUCUGGAUUAGCAUUAUGGCAUUGGAGCCUCGUGGUACAGAGAAAGGCAUUGGUAACUUGGUAUAUGGAAACUCAGAAUAAGAAGCGGAAGAAACAGCGACUCUUAGAGGCACUGGAGAGAAGAAGGAAUCGUUUACUGCGACAAGGAGUUGUUCAGUGGCUGACCAUGUCUUCUGAUCUAACUGAGAUGAGAGCCAAGUUUGCUGCACAACAACAUGCAAAGAAUGCUUUUGUGAAACAUCAGCUUGUCCAGAGAUGUGCACUGCACUGGCGACACUGGACAGCAAAGAGGAAGUUACAAAGGGGAGAUAACUGUAAAGUUUCUGUCAAACAGCCUAUAGCUCCUCUGUCCUCGCACAGCAAUGUUUUCUAUCUUAAGGUCUCAGAUCUUCCGGGCAGGAAGCAAACAGCAGCUUCAGAGGUAAGAAUACCUCAGCCUGUUUUUUCUGCAUCGCCUUCUAAAGGAGGAACAAGUAGUACUACAUCUGGGCUGGAAUUACCAAUACCAGACCUGAGGUUACAAGCCCGGAGAAAGCCCCGUCAUCCAGCAUUUUUGGUGGACUCUUUAAAAAGAGCAGGACUGAAUGUUGAAGAGCAGAAUAUAACAAGUGACACACUUCCUAGUUAUCCUACAUCUCCUUUACGGACUGAAGACACGCAUAGUAAGGAGGCAACACAAACAGAAAAACUUCUUUGUGAAAGCAUGCCAUCUCCUCAUAUGCCAGAAUCUGAUAUUAUAUCACCUUUGAAGACUAAUGUUUAUUUUGUUGGGGAUUUAGAUAAAGAUUCUAUGCCAAUGAAUAAGAAUGAAUUAUUAUUACAAACGCCAAAGCUAGUAUCCAGGCAACCAAACACUGAAGAGACUCAAGUUUUUAUGCCUUUCUCUAUGAGUGAUCAAACAACUUCAAAUAAAGUCUUGAAGCAUAUGCCAAAACUGGAGGUUUUAGAGAAAAGCAAUGAAGACAGAACAGUAGAACCUCAUGUUCUGAAGUCAGAACUUCGACUUCUUACCCCUGCGGAUUUCAUGACUCAGGGAAGUUGUGAUGGUGACACAAACGCUUCACACUUAACAACACCACGGUCUGUCAGUUCUGAUUGGAGUAACACAGAAAGGCCAUAUUCAAAUGAAUCUGCAGAUAAACAAAUUAUUGAGAUCAGAAACCACCUCAAAGAGUUUGAGAGAAAGAAGAAAAAACUCAGAAAAUUACAGAAACAACAUCAGCAUUUGAAAGAUUGGAUGCAGCUUGAAGAGGGUAAAAGUCAACCAGAUAUUGAAGUCGACCAGGUCAGGAUUGAGGUUGAACAGAUGGAAGUUGAACUUCAGACAUUGCGGAACUCUGUAGAAGAAGAGAAACCACAUUGUGCCAAGCUUGUCAAAAUUGUCACCCGUCUUGUGCAGGAUCUCCAUAACAUAGACUAAAGAAUGAAACCAUUGUUAUAAUAUGUUAGAGAUAAAUGUUUGAGAAACAUACAGUACUACUGAUUGAUUUUAACUUUCCUUCAUACUUAUCUAGUACAAUUCAUUGUAAGAUGUUCACCUAAGAAUCUCUGAUCCAGAUUUUUAUGGAAAUAUACCUUUUUAUCUCCACAAGUUCUAUUUUAAACCUUCCAUGCAAAAUCCUCAUCAGAACCUCUUGAUUCCAUAAAAUUUGUGAGAUCCCAGCAAAAUGUGCAUAUCACACUACUUACAUUUAAAAAACAAUCAAUGUUUUUUUCCCCUCAAAAAUUGGAACAUGACCGAUCAGAAAAAAAAACUUACAAGAAAUGAAGUUGGUAUUUGGUAAAAGUUUCAUCAGUUUACUGUGUACUGACUUUUGCAUUUGAAAUUGAAAAAUAAAACAAAAUAAAUAUAUAUUUAUAUACAUAUUUAUUGAGGAAAGAACAAAGAGGAAUGAAAUUUGUCUCAUUUUGUACCUAAAACUAAGAAAUUGAAUAUUAUCAACACGCAUAUAUUGACCAGAUGCAGCUGUGCAAAUUUGUGUUAAAGCUGCUGACUGCAAAAAAUUUGUAAAAACAACAGACACAAAGAAAAAUUGUUUUGGAAGGACUUAAGGUGAAAAGUUUGGAAUAUCAAAUACUUAAGAUCAAUUGAAGGGAGAUUUUGAUGUAUGACAAGAAGGUUAAAAGGUAACAGACAUUCUACAAUAAGUAAGAUUUGGUGUUACAACAUUUCAUCAAUUUAAUUAGUGAUAUGA